UCAGUCAGUAGGUUCCGGGUCCGGUGACUCGCGUGACUGCACCGCCGGGCGCGAGGACGGAGGAUCUGACCUGUUGGCUUUGGAGAGAAGUUCCCACAGCCGUGGCGCCCAUGGCGGGCGAGGGACUCGCGCAACAGGGCGGAAUGGUCACCGGAGCACCGGAGACCCGAGAGCACCUCUUUAAGGUGCUGGUCAUCGGCGAGCUCGGUGUGGGCAAGACGAGCAUCAUCAAGCGCUACGUUCACCAGCUCUUCUCCCAGCACUACCGCGCCACCAUUGGCGUAGACUUCGCCCUCAAAGUCUUAAACUGGGACAGCAGAACGCUCGUGCGCCUGCAGCUGUGGGACAUCGCGGGACAGGAGCGGUUUGGAAACAUGACCCGAGUAUACUACAAGGAAGCUCUUGGAGCAUUCAUAGUCUUUGACGUAUCGAGAAGUUCCACAUUUGAUGCAGUUCUAAAAUGGAAAAACGAUCUGGAUAGUAAAGUUCAUCUUCCCAACGGUAGCCGCAUUCCUGCUGUCCUGCUAGCUAACAAAUGUGACCAGAAGAAGGACAGCAGCCAGAGUCCUUCCCAGAUGGACCAGUUCUGUAAAGACCAUGGCUUCACUGGAUGGUUUGAAACCUCUGCCAAGGAUAAUAUAAACAUCGAUGAGGCAACCCGCUUCCUAGUGGAAAACAUGCUUUCAAACCAGCAAAGUAUUCCUUGCGAUGAAAUCGACAUGGACAAAAUCAAACUGGUGGAGGAGCCCGUUAUAACAAAGCCCAGGUCCCAGUGCUGCUGAUGUGCCUCUGUGCCCCGUAUUCUGUCUCCUUGGUCCUGCGUGAGUCUGAGGAUGCCCCUACCCAAUGCUGGGUACCAUCAUCUCCUGUGAAUCUCCCUCAGGAGCACUUUACCAUCCAUCUGCACAGGAACUGCCCACCUGAAGCUGGAGAUCUGUGGAGAACUGUUCCACGAGAGGCCCUGUGAUUUCACCAGUCUUCCUCCGGCUCUUUUUGUACUGCCAGAUGCAGACUAAUGUUUACAGCCUUUGAAAUAUUUUUGUAUAUGAAUUUCAAGGGUUAGCUUUUAGUGUGAAUACUAGGUAAGGGAUUAGAAAAACUUCCCUCCCCAUGGUGAUCCUGACAUUUUGAGUGACUUUGUUCCUGUAUACAACCUCACCUAAGCACAGUUUUUUAAAAGAUGUUAGCCACAAAGAUUUGAAGGUCCCACACAGUUAUAUCCCAGUCAAAACUUUGUACAUGCGUCAUGUAAAACCUUCAUCCUUAAAUAACGUGAUUCUAGAACGCAGAGCUGUUGUGUAAGGAAGUCACUCUGAAUCAAUCACCUUAAGAACCCCUUCUUUAAUUAGUCAAGACAUACUGAGCUGGCGAUGGAGCUCGUUUCUAUAAAAUGCUUACCUAGAAUGUGAGAGACUCUGGAACUCCAGUUCUGAGAUCAAAGAAAGGUUAGUACCAUACCUGUUUUAUGGGUGUCUCCCUCUGGAUCCUCUCUAGGGGUAGCUGCCACUACCACUUGGAAACAGUAUAAAGGAACAUUUUUCUCCUCUUCCCUGUAUUCUGUGUUUAUAGCCUAGAGCCACAUUGAAAAUACAGUGGUACUAAGAGGAACUUGUCUUUCCAGAUCUGUCAUGGUAAUAAUGGUCAGAAGGAGAAUUCUUUUUCAAAGCAUACGCAAUUACAUCCAAUUUUCUGUAGUGUGAAACCUGAAAGAAAGUAGGCCAUGUAUAGUUUUGUCUAUGGUUUUGGAUACUGGUUGUAUAAGGCCUAGGACACCUAGGAAGAUCCAAUAUAUUGUAUUGCCCUUAAGUCAGCGAAAGAAAGGAAUAAAUAUUUUAACCUAAGCCUGUGUAUUGAAUGAAUAGAUCUAGGAAGGUACUUUUGGUUCUCAUGCAGGAGACAGAGGCAAAGGGUAGGAGUCCAUGGCAUAUCUUGGCUACACAGGAAGCUCAAGGACUGCCUGUGCUACACAAAAGGGUUUCUCCAAAAAAUAAAUAAAAAAAUGUUUUCUGUUGAAUUUUAGAUUUAGUUACUUUAUGCAUGUGCUUUUAUCUUCAUCUGCUCCUAUGUGUCGUGUAUGUACCUAGUGCCUGUGGAGAUCAGAAGAGGGCAUUAGAUUCUCUAGAACUGGCGUUACAGAUGGUUGUGGCCCACCAUACUGAUCAUGGGAGCCAGACUCACAACCUCUGCAAGAGCAACAAGUAUUUUUAAUCACUGGGUCAUCUCUCCAGCACCUUGAUUUUUUAUUUAUAAGGGGCUUAUAUUAUGCAAAAGUUCAGCUUCUUAAAGGAAAUUUAAAGAACAUUUGUAUCAUAGCUUAAAGCUAACAACAGCAUAAAAUACUGGACAUACUUGUCUCCUGAAUCAUGGUGACAAGGUAGGUGAGAAUGCAGCCACUAAUAACAAGAUAAAGAAGGACUCACAGACUCUCUUUUCAUUAAACUUAAGCCUCACCUAGCAACAUAAGUGUGGCUAUAUGCUAUAUAUUUAAGCAAAGAAGUUAUCUUAACCCACUGGCUAUGUGAUCAUAAAGCCAGAUUUUCUGAAGUGAAGGAAUGGAAUAUCAGGGCUUGAUUAAAGUGUAUAAUAUAAUAUGAUCCCUAUGGUUUUGUCAUUUAUUAAAUCUUCUUUCUAAGAAAUCUAUAUAACCCAAGCAUAAAAUACAGCUUUGUAAUGUGUCUGAUAUCUCAGAUCCUGUGAAGAAUGUUUUGGAUGUUAUCACCCCAGAUGUUGGAAACACUGAGUCCAUCCUCAAUUACUAUUGAAAGUUAGUACAGUCACUCGGAAGCUCUUGUGUGCAAAGGGAUUUGGGUUUACAAGUAACCUAUCACCUGUGAGCUCAUUUAGCGAUGGUCUCCAAAGGAGAAUUAGUAUACUCAAUUUUUCCAUCUUUACAAUGUGUGUCAACUCCCAGUAAUCAUUCAGGACAGUUUCUGGUAAAACCAAUUUCUGCUAUGUCAAGUAGCGUGGUUCAUGCUUUGUACUGUUGACACUUCAGAGAGAAAAAUGUUCAUCUUUUGCCUUAAUCUUAACCUCUUCUGUUUGUAACUUGAACACAAAAUUGUAAUUGAGGGUAAAUCAUAUAAAAGGUACUAAAUGAAAGAAAAGCACUCUUUGUUCCCUCAUUCACUUUUAAAAGCAGUUAUACAUUUAAACAUACACCCUAGUUCAGAUACUGGUGUAAAUUAACCAGUUAAAAGGUUGUGUGUGUGUGUGUGUGUGUGUGUGUGUGUGUGUUAUCACUACCUAUAUUGGUCUUAGACAUCAAAAUGUUGCCAAUUUUCCUGUCAUCUAUGUGCAGGUCCUGAAACCCCAAAAUGUUUCUAAAAGUGAUCAAUGUGUAACACUAUGACUUUCCAAUGUGUAGUUUCAUUUAUUUCAGUACGUCUAAGGAACAUUUAAAUUCCUUAAUAAAAUUUCUCAAACCUCA
Grammomys surdaster is the source of this 3427-nucleotide messenger RNA. RefSeq names its product RAB32, member RAS oncogene family (gene Rab32). The record is from RefSeq and is a predicted model, not a curated record. Gene Ontology annotation, biological process: phagosome-lysosome fusion; endosome to lysosome transport. Gene Ontology annotation, cellular component: lysosome; Golgi apparatus; late endosome. Bases 111 to 782 code for a protein of 223 amino acids. NCBI's taxonomy places the organism in Eukaryota, Metazoa, Chordata, Mammalia, Rodentia, Muridae. Gene Ontology annotation, molecular function: GTP binding; GTPase activity. The transcript has 3 exons.